AUGGUUUAUGAGCAAAAAAAUAUUGCAGUCCAACAGGUCAUUGAUCAUGCUCUUUCUGUUAUAAGAGCUUAUAUUGAUAUGAAACAUUUGCCUAAGCGGAAAGCUCGAGAGUAUUAUGAUUGGAAGCCCCCACCAACGGGUUGGUUGAAACUAAAUGUGGAUAGUGCUGUUUUUAGUGAACUUCAUAAGGCAGAGGUGGGUGUGGUGCUCAGAGAUGAUGUUGGUAAGGUGAUAUUGGCAGCAAGCAAGGUAGAGUUUGAAGUGAAUACUGCUGAAGCCAUUGAAUCGCUGGCUAUUUUUCGUGCCUUACAGCUGUGUACUAGUAUGGGGAUCCAAAGAUUGAUUAUGGAAUCAGAUUGCUUGAUAGCUAUCCAAGUGCUCAACAAUGAACUUGUUUCUGAUGCAAUGUUAGUUCCAUUAUUGAGUGAAAUAAGAAAGUUGUUAAGAGUGUUUGUAGAGUGUAAAUUUCAACAUGUCUAUAGAGACGGUAAUCGGGUUGCUCAUUCUCUUGCGCGAUAUGCUUGGAACGUUGAGAAUAUCUCAAUGUGGAAUGAGUGUUGUCCAAACUUUAUUUCUUAG
Juglans regia (Persian walnut) is the source of this 579-nucleotide messenger RNA. RefSeq lists its product as uncharacterized. The record is from RefSeq and is a predicted model, not a curated record. The transcript has a single exon. The coding region runs from base 1 to 579 and encodes 192 amino acids. NCBI's taxonomy places the organism in Eukaryota, Viridiplantae, Streptophyta, Magnoliopsida, Fagales, Juglandaceae. Gene Ontology annotation, molecular function: nucleic acid binding; RNA-DNA hybrid ribonuclease activity.